AUUCUCCUAGAUAAUAAGUUAAAAGUUGAGUGCUUCUCUUCUCCGUGUUCUUCGCUGGCUCUAUAUUCAACAUCCAUAAAGUGAAAGGCAACGCACAGAAGAGCCAUCACUCACAAACAAAGAAAAGGCAGAAAAAAGUCUCAAAAACAUUCUUCUCUUUGGCCUUUACUCAAAACCCACACAGCUUCCUCUGGCUUCCUCUUUGUCGGAACUCAUGGACGCUACGAAGUGGACACAGGGCUUUCAAGAAAUGAUGAACGUUAAACCAAUGGACCAAAUCAUGAUUCCUAAUAACAACACACAUCAAUCAAACACCACGUCAAGUGCAAGGCCAAGCACCAUUCUCACACCAAACGGCGUCUCAGCCGCUGGAGCCACCGUCUCUGGCGUAAGCAACAACAACAAUACCGCGGUUGUGGUGGAGAGGAAAGCAAGACCACAAGAGAAACUAAAUUGUCCAAGAUGUAACUCAACCAACACAAAGUUUUGUUACUACAACAACUAUAAUCUAACACAACCAAGAUACUUCUGCAAAGGUUGUCGAAGGUAUUGGACCGAAGGUGGAACUCUUAGGAAUGUCCCUGUCGGGGGAAGCUCAAGAAAGAACAAGAGAUUAUCUUCGUCUUCUUCUUCAUCAAACAUCCUUCAGACAACACCAUCUUCACUUGGUUUGACUACAACACUUCCAGAUCUAAACCCACCAAUUCUCUUCUCAAACCAAAUCCCCAAUAAAUCAAAAGGGUCAUCACAGGAUCUCAACUUGUUGUCUUUCCCGGUCAUGCAAGAUCAGCAUCAUCGUGUUCACAUGUCUCAGUUUCUUCAGAUGCCUAAGAUGGAAGGAAAUGGCAACAUAACUCAUCAGCAGCCUUCAUCAUCAUCCUCUCUCUAUGGUUCUUCUCCUGUUUCAGCUCUUGAGCUUUUAAGAAGAGGAGUUAGUGUUUCUUCAAACUCAGUUAUGCCUUCUGGUCCAAUGAUGGAUUCAUCAAACAAUGUGAUGUACACUUCUUCAGGAUUUCCAACAAUGGUGGAUUACAAGCCAAGUAAUCUCUCUUUCUCUACUGAUCAUCAUCAAGGGACUGGACACAACAACCACAAUAGGUCAGAUGAUGCUCAUCAUCAAGGUAGGGUUUUGUUUCCAUUUGGGGAUCAAAUGAAGGAGCUUUCAUCAAGCAUAACACAAGAAGUUGAUCAUGACGAUAAUCAACAACAGAAGAGUCAUGGUAAUAAUAAUAAUAAUAUUUCUUCAAGCCCUAAUAAUGGAUACUGGAGUGGGAUGUUCAGUACUACGGGAGGAGGAUCUUCAUGGUGAAGCAAAAUGAUCAAAAGAGAUUGUGAAAUUAGAUUUCUACUUCUCUUUCUACUUCUCUUUCAUAACACAACAGUCUUUUAUUCUCCUUAUUUUUCUAGGUUUUUAUUUUGUUUAAAUAUAUAUAUAUUUUUAAGAAAAAAUGCUCUAUAAUUUUGAUAGUAAUUUGGGUUUGUUUGGUCACUUUGAUUUAUUGAUACGUAGCGUAUAUGACUAUAUGUAUAACAGAGUUGUGUAUAGUUAGAAGAAUAUGUGAAUACGAAUCUCUUAAGUGUUA
Brassica napus (rape) is the source of this 1583-nucleotide messenger RNA. Its product is annotated as dof zinc finger protein DOF2.5-like. Gene Ontology annotation, molecular function: DNA-binding transcription factor activity; DNA binding. The transcript is spliced from 2 exons. The coding region runs from base 215 to 1309 and encodes 364 amino acids. Gene Ontology annotation, biological process: regulation of DNA-templated transcription. Lineage: Eukaryota; Viridiplantae; Streptophyta; Magnoliopsida; Brassicales; Brassicaceae. The record is from RefSeq and is a predicted model, not a curated record.